ACAAUUAAGAUUUUUCGGUGCAACAGUGUCAUUGUAGUCAUGAGACUUCCUAAUAUGAGUUCUGUUCUCUUCCAUAUCCUUCCACUUGUAUUGUUUUUUGCAGGACCAACAGAGUCAAGAAGAUAUCCAGCAUCAAAAUACUGGUUAAACAUCAUGAAAGACCAUCCUAUGCCAGAGGCAAUUCGCGAGCUUGUCAAUGAGAAUGCAUUAGCAAAUGAUUUUGAGCCACAACCAAAUUUCCUUUUCUAUGAUAAGUAUGGAAAAAAAGUUGUUUCCAGUGAUGCGAAAUCAUUUGCAAAUGAUUUUGAACCACAACCAAAUUUCCUUUUGUAUGAUAAGUAUGGAAAAAAAGUUGUUUCCAGUGACGCGAAAUCAUUUGCAAAUGAUUUUGAACCACAACCAAAUUUCCUUUUGUAUGAUAAGUAUGGGAAACAAGUUGUUUCUAGAGAUGCGAAAUCAUUUGCAAAUGAUUUUGAACCACAACCAAAUUUCCUUUUGUAUGAUAAGUAUGGGAAAAAAGUUGUUUCCAGAGAUGCGAAAUCAUUUGCAAAUGAUUUUGAACCACAGCCAAAUUUCCUUUUGUAUGAUAAAUCAUUUUCAAAUGAUUUUGAACCACAACCAAAUUUCCUUUUGUAUAAUAAGUAUGGGAAAAAAGUUGUUUCCAGAGAUGAGAAAUCAUUUGCAAAUGAUUUUGGACCACAACCAAAUUUCCUUUUGUAUGAUAAGUAUGGGAAAAAAGUUGUUUCCAGAGAUGAGAAAUCAUUUGCAAAUGAUUUUGAACCGCAACCAAAUUUCCUUUUGUAUGAUGGGAAAAAGGGCGUGUCCAAAGAAGAGAAAUCAUUUGCUAAUGAUUUUGAGCCACAACCAAACCUGCUAUUGUAUGACAAGCAAGAGAAAAAAGUUGUUCCCAUAGAAGAGAAAUGAUUCAAAGAUGAAUUUGAGCCACGGCCAAGCAAAGGAAUUCAUGAGGAUGGAAAAUUACCCACAGAAAAGUCUAUCCAAGAUUUGGGAUCUGCAAAAGCCUAAUAUCUCUUUAUGAUCGUCAACUAUGUCAAAAUCCAAGUCUAUGUUUUUAUUUAUAAUAUGCAUUUCUUGCGAUGUUUUCACUGUUUGAAUAAGAUGUGUGCUAAUGAGGCGUCUUGUAAGUUCUAAUGUCAAAUUAAUAUAAUAUGAAUAAAGCCGUGCUUUACUGCGUUACAGUU
Morus notabilis is the source of this 1202-nucleotide messenger RNA. Its product is annotated as organ-specific protein S2. The record is from RefSeq and is a predicted model, not a curated record. Lineage: Eukaryota; Viridiplantae; Streptophyta; Magnoliopsida; Rosales; Moraceae. The transcript is spliced from 2 exons. Bases 40 to 924 code for a protein of 294 amino acids.